Chrysochloris asiatica (Cape golden mole) is the source of this 1527-nucleotide messenger RNA. It is a transcript of the gene CCDC112, whose product is annotated as coiled-coil domain containing 112. NCBI's taxonomy places the organism in Eukaryota, Metazoa, Chordata, Mammalia, Afrosoricida, Chrysochloridae. Bases 1 to 1527 code for a protein of 508 amino acids. The transcript has 11 exons. The record is from RefSeq and is a predicted model, not a curated record.
AUGGCCGCCCUGACGACGGUCGUGGUGGCGGCGGCUGCCACCGCGGUGGCUGGGGCUGUGGCGGGGGCGGGCGCCGCAACCGGCACGAGCGUGGGAGCUGCGUCGGCGCCGCAACAGGAACAAAGAGAAGUAAGAAUGGGCAAGACCUUAGAUGGGUUAAGUUUUUCCAGUGAAAUUCUGAUGAAUUGGUCCAAAGUUAGUAACUUAGAAAAAGAUCAACACAGUCAUUUCUACAACCAAACACAUGACUUCAGAAUUGAGCAUAGUAUGCUUGAAGAAUUGGAAAAUAAAUUGAUUAUCAGCAGGAAAACAGAAAGAGCAAAAAUUCAGCAACAACUGGCCAAAAUACAUAAUAAUGUAAAGAGACUUCAGCAUCAGUUAAAAGAUGUGAAGCCUACACCUGAUUUUGUUGAAAAGCUCAGAGAAAUGAUGGAAGAAAUUGAAAAUGCAAUUAACACUUUUAAAGAAGAGCAGAGGUUGAUAUAUGAAGAGCUUAUUAAAGAAGAAAAAACAACAAAUAAUGAAUUGAGUGCCAUAUCAAGGAAAAUUGACAUAUGGGCUUUAGGUAAUUCAGAAACAGAGCGAGUCUUCAGAGUAAUGGCAAGCAAAGUUCCUAUAGACAAAGUAACACCAAAUACGCUUCCAGAAGAAGUGGUCGAUUUUGAAAAUUUCCUUCAGCAAACAGGAGGGCGACAAGGAGGCUGGGAUGAUUAUGAUCACCAGAACUUUGUAAAAGUGAGAAACAAAUAUAAAGGAAAGCCAAUAUUUAUGGGAGAAGUUCUAGAACAUCUUCCUGGAAGAACACAGGAUGAAAUUCAGCAGCAUGAGAAAUGGUAUCAAAAAUAUCUGGCUCUAGAAGAAAGAAAAAAAGAGUCUAUUAAAAAUUGGAAAACCAAAAAACAGCAAAAAAAGGAGGAAAUUUUCAAGUUAAAAGAAAAGGCAGAGGAAAUGUUUUAUCAUAAUAAACAAGAAGAUAAUCAAAAGCAAAAGGACGAAGAAAGAAAAAAACAGAAAUUGGCAGUUGAAGCUUGGAAAAAACAGAAAAGCAUAGAACUGUCAAUGAAAAAUGCUUCUCAGUUGAAAGAUGAAGAAGAGAGAGAGAAAAAACAGCAGAAAGAACGCCAACGUCAGUCUAAACUAAAAUUACUGCUAGAAAGUUAUACUCAACAGAAGAAAGAACAGGAAGAAUUUUUGAGGCUUGAAAAGGAGAUAAGAGAAAAGGCAGACAAGGCAGAAAAAAGGAAAACUGCCACAGAUGAAAUUUCCAGGUUUCAAGAAAGAGAUUUACAUAAACUUCAAUUGAAAAUUCUAGAUAGACAGACAAAGGAAGAUGAAAAGGCAGAAAAACAAAGAAGAUGGGCAAAAUUAAAAGAAAAGGUUGAAAACAAUGUUAGUAGAGAUCCUUCUAGGCUUCACAAACCUACCAAAGGUUGGGAAGAACGGACCAAAAAGAUAGGAUCAACAGGCUCUGGGCCACUUCUAUAUAUCCCACAUAGGGCUAUUCCAAGCUGGAGACAAGGAUUAUAG